This is a messenger RNA of Dendronephthya gigantea, 573 nucleotides long. RefSeq lists its product as uncharacterized. The transcript has a single exon. The coding region runs from base 22 to 573 and encodes 183 amino acids. Lineage: Eukaryota; Metazoa; Cnidaria; Anthozoa; Malacalcyonacea; Nephtheidae. The record is from RefSeq and is a predicted model, not a curated record.
AAUGUAGAUGUGGCAAGAUUCAUGAUUGCCAACGGAGGGUCAGACAGAGGAAGCUUUAUUGCUGGACGUAGUGUCCACAACCAACGAAUAGAAAGGUUGUGGGCAGAAGUUAACAGAGUACUGUCUUCCCCAUACAAAGAUAUUUACCAGUUUCUUAAAGAAAGAACGUUGCUUGAUUCUCUUAAUGAAGUGCAUUUAUUUGCCCUCCACUUUGUUUAUCUUCCACGAACAAAUGCAUCCUUAACAGAGUUUGCUUGUCAGUGGAAUCACCAUGGAUUGCGAACAAUGAAUCACCAAACGCCAUUAACGUUAUGGCAAACAGAUAUGAUAAACCUUUCUGAAGAAUCACCUCUUGUUAACUUUGAGGAAUAUGGAAUUGAUUAUGAUGGUCCUGUACCUGAUAUUGUUACUGAUAAUAAAAUUGUAGUACCUAAUUCAGAGGUAGUUCUUACAGAAGAAGAACUCCUUCAUUUGGAAAGUACAGUAAAUCCGCUUGACAAUGAUGGGAAUAAUGGAAUUGACUACUUCUUGAGGGUACUUGAUAUUGUUAAUGGGUUCACAACAUCAAGAUGA